Daldinia loculata is the source of this 1277-nucleotide messenger RNA. RefSeq lists its product as uncharacterized. The record is from RefSeq and is a predicted model, not a curated record. The transcript has 2 exons. Bases 489 to 719 code for a protein of 76 amino acids. Lineage: Eukaryota; Fungi; Ascomycota; Sordariomycetes; Xylariales; Hypoxylaceae.
CAUUAAGACCAUUGGAGCCAUAGGGUGCGACGGUGCGUAUUCUCCUCCCUACGGACAAAUACGAUACGAAAAUACGGUGUUGCGCAAGUCAAUGGAUCGAUGUCGAGCGACAAGAUUACGAUUGGCUAAUGCCUAGGAACCCCCCUGACGCUAAUUACAACAUGAUGAUGUGGAGUUGAGCACGCAUCCAACAGGGUUCCCUGAGCAGGGCUGCAGCAGAAGAGAGAUCUACCUUCUCGAAGACAGUUUCGGCGUUUUGUUACAACAGAAGCGGUACUCGUGUACCCAUGUACCAGGCGUGGGCAUUUGUACAUACAUCGGAUCGUCGUCGCCGGUCCCUCCACCAUCGCCAGUCUUCCUGGAUCUGGGGAAGAUUAUCUUGACGUAUGAAGUCGCACACCGUUACCAAAUGAUGAUGAGCGAAGUGAAGACGAGUGGAAGUUUUGUUCGCUAUGGAGAGGGAGGAGAUGAGCUGAUUGCAGGACCUGAUGAUCGCACUUAGGAAUUUUGACGUAAUUCUUUGGUUCCUUAUUAUUUUUUUCUUCUUUUUCUUUUCCUUUUCCUUUUCCUUUUCAGCUUCGGCACCAUAUCCGCGAUGCCAGACGCUCUUCUUUCUUCUUUUAGUAAUAACUAGUGGUAACAAGGCGAGUUCGCUUCCCCACCGGCGCCUAAAAUUCGCCGUCGAAACUUGGGGCAGACAAGGCAGGCUGGCAGGCUAGGGCAACGGACCAAGACGGUGAGGGAUAAGGAUAAGGGGGACUAGAAUAUUCUAAAGCAUUUCCCAAGUGGGAAUGUCCUUGCAAUAGUGGUAUUUUUAAUAUAUCGAGGGUAAUCCUGUAGUAGUAUCAAUGCAGAUGUCGUUAUCGUCAUCAUUAAACUUAUGAAUGAGUCCUACUGUGCGUGUGUAGAGGCGGUGAGCCAUCGUGGGUUCUGAAAAUUUAGAUUAGACCAUGGAGCAAUUGGACCAGACGCUCUACCAAGAAUGUGAACUUCGGUCAGAAUGUGUCAAGAGAGAUACAUGUAUCACGACUAACUUGACCGCCUCGGUGUCGUUGGGCAAGGUGAUAUGAAGAGUACUGAAGAAACACACAGAGCCGCGACUCGUCUUACAGUUGGGUUUUUUGGUUCAGCACCGCCGUCAUACGAGACAGCAAGAUCUACAACUACGGGGGCUGCGGCAUGGGGCCAUGCAAGGUCGGGCGUGUAAUGGUAGGUUGCGUCUGGUUUCUGGGCUUCUAAGCGCUUUUACUGGCUGCGUAGCGUAGGCAACGUUUUAU